CCGCGGCCUGCGCGGAUGCCGGGGCGGACCUGAGCGCCGGACGAUCCCCGGGGCCGGACGGGCGCCCCGAGAGCGCCUGGGCGCUUGCCCCGGGCCCGGGCAUGUCUUACCUCCUGCCGGACCAGGCCGCCUGCCGGGACCCCGACCCCGACCGGCAGCUGCCAGAACUCGGCCCGCUUCUUUCCUGGACUGAAGAGCCAGAGGAUUACGGACCGCCGGUUUGCCCGGAGAGCGCCUCUCUCCGCGUGCAGGGUUUCAGGCACAGCCAGCACGUGAGGGGCGAGGUCGACUUCUUCCCUGGCUUCCCCUCGCCCGCGGUGGGCGAGCUGACGCUGGACGUGGGUCCCGGGGACCCGGACCGGCCCUCGGACUUCAGCCAGACCUGCCCCCUAACGAGCGAGCCCGCGGCGUGUGCGGAGGACGGCCCCCGCCUUCGAGCCGUGUUCGACGCCCUGGGCGGCGAUGGGGACGGCUUCGUUCGCAUCGAGGAUUUCGUCCAGUUCGCCACGGCCUACGGGGCAGAGCAGGUGAAGGACUUAACGAAAUACUUGGACCCCGGCGGGCUUGGUGUGAUCAGUUUUGAGGACUUCUAUCGAGGGAUCACCGCUAUCAGGAAUGGAGAGUCCGAUGGCCAGCUGUGCGGGAUUGCACCUGCCCAGGACGAGGAGCCGCCUGCCUGCCCCGAUGAGUUCGACGACUUCGUUACCUUUGAGGCCAACGAGGUGACAGACAGCGCAUACAUGGGGUCUGAGAGCACCUACAGUGAGUGUGAGACCUUCACCGACGAGGACACGAGCACCCUGGUGCACCCUGAGCUGCAGACCGAAGGGGAUGCGGAUAGCGCCGGUGGCUCAGCUGUGCCCUCCGAGUGCCUGGACGCCAUGGAGGAUCCCGGCCAGGGCGCUCUGCUGCUCCUCCCGGGCAGAUCCCACCUGCACAGCCAGUCCGUCGUCACGGUGAUAGGUGGCGAGGAGCAUUUUGAGGACUAUGGCGAGGGCAGUGAGGCAGAGCUGUCCCUGGAGACCCUCUGCAAUGGGGAGCACGGCUGCAGAGACCCUGCUUUCCCUACCCCCAGCACCGACCCGCUUGCCGCAAAGCUGCACAGCAUCCUCACUGAUGAGGCUUUUGAGUUUUACUGUAGCCAGUGCCACAAACAAAUCAACCGCCUCGAGGAUCUUUCUGCUCGCCUGAAUGAUCUUGAAAAGAAUAGUCCAGCGAAACGGCUCUCCAGCAGGAAGGUGGCAAGACACCUGCACCAGUCAGGGGCCCUGACCAUGGAUGCCCUGCAGGACCCUGCCGCAGACCUCGUGGACGGCAUGGAAGAGGACAUUGCUGAUAAGGUUGUCUUCCUGGAGAAGCGGGUGUCGGAGCUGGAGAAGGACACUGCCGCCAAUGGGGAGCAGCACAGCCGGCUGAGGCAGGAGAACCUCCAGCUUGUGCACAGAGCCAAUGCCCUCGAGGAGCAGCUGAAGGAGCAGGAGCUGAGAGCCUGCGAGAUGGCGCUGGAGGAGGCCCGGAGGCACCGAGAGCUCGUGUGCAAGAUGGAGCGGGAGCGGAGCAUCGAGGUGGAGAGCCUGCAGGCCAGGCUGCAGCAGCUGGACGAGGAGAAUGGGGAGCUGAGGUCAUGCACGCCCUGUCUGAAGGCCAACAUUGAGCGCCUGGAGGAGGAGAAGCAGAAGUUGCUGGAUGAGAUUGAAGAGUUGUCCCUGCGGCUCAGUGAUGAGCAGGAAAACAGGAGGAAGCUGGGGGACAGGCUGAGCCACGAGAGGCACCAGUUCCAGAGGGACAAGGAGGCAACCCAGGAGCUGAUCGAGGACCUGCGCAAGCAGCUGGAGCACCUACAGCUUUUCAAGCUGGAGGCCGAGCAGCGGAAGGGCCGGGGCAGCAGCAUGGGCCUGCAGGAGUACAACAGCCGCGCCCGAGAGAGCGAGUUGGAGCAGGAGGUCCGCAGGCUGAAGCAGGAUAACCGAAACCUGAAGGAGCAGAAUGAUGAGCUCAACGGGCAGAUCAUCAACCUGAGCAUCCAGGGCGCCAAGAACCUCUUCUCCACGUCCUUCUCGGAGUCCCUGGCUGCAGAGAUCAGCUCCGUCUCCCGAGAUGAGCUCAUGGACGCGAUUCAGAAGCAGGAGGAGAUAAACUUCCGCCUGCAGGAUUACAUUGACCGGAUCAUCGUGGCCAUCAUGGAGACCAACCCAUCCAUCCUGGAGGUCAAAUAGAGGCAGGAAGGCCCAGUCUGGUGGGCCCAGGACCCCACCUGCACCCAGGAGAUGGCCACGGCGCGCGCACGGCCGAGACCAGUGGCUGGGCUGGGGUGCAACAACGGGUCUGCAGAGGGAGAAGGAACGGGAGCCCUGGGACCGGGGCCCACGCAGGAGAGGGUGGGGCCGGGCCUGCUCUCUGCAGAGAUGCGGAGACUACGUCUCAGGCUCAGGUGAGCCCUUCUGGGAGCUCCCUCCCGUGUGGCAGACCCCUCUGCAGCCCUACCCAUCAGGAAAGGAAGGAAGGAUACAUCCCCACCGGGGUGCUGCCGUGUGCAUCUGCUCAGGGGCCCUCACCUGCACGGCACAGAGUCCCCAGGACCCUCUCGCCAGACGUGGUGAUUUGGGAAGUACAGGCAGGCGAGGCGGUGUGCGUCAGGGUCUGGCUAGGAGCUGUGGGGGUCCCAGCUUUCCUGGGGCCGUCACCCAUCCAGAGGGGGCACUUCAGUGCCUCACUCCAGCCUCCAGAUACUCCCGUGGGGGCUGGGGCAGGAGCCUCCCCUCUGAAAUCAGGACUUGAGAGUCUCCCCACGUGGAGCAUGCUUUCCGGACAGGGUGGAUGUCACUGGCUGACCCCAGGUGCAGGCAGCAUCCUGGUGAGAAACUGCCUCCCUGUCCGUGUGGCCUCCCAGCCUCCUGGAGCCACCCUCCCUGGGCAGAUCUCAGCUGCCCCAGGUGAGUCCCGGUUUCCUAGGCAGAGUCCAUGUGUCUGGAAGCAUGUUUCCUCUGGGAGUUUGAAGUUGUUGAAGUGGCCAUCCUUCCCUGAGCUGGGUUUUGCAGGUUCUCUCAGUACAGAGAUCAAGAGCAGAGAACAGGGCCCUCCCGGCAGCAUGGGGGCUCCUUGCCUGGCUCUGUGCCCCCACUGCCAGGCCCCACAUCAUCGUGGGGGCUGCUGGGCCUGCCCCCACCCCGAGCCUGAGCACCGGCCAGGAGCCCCUGGGUGCUCCCGGGUGGGUCAAGACCCUGCACACAGACUGGCCACUGCUGUGUGUGCGUGCGUGCGUGCGUGCGCGUGCGUGCGUGUUGCCCUGCGUCCCUCCAUCCUCCAUGUGGCCCACCUUCUACACUAAGAUUUAAGACGUUGCCUCGUAUUGUACAUUUUGGGGAAAGCCUUGGGUGUAAAUCAGUGUAAACUUGGAGGAGAGAUUUUUCUAUCAUGUAGAGUAGGUAUUUUUUAUAGAUUGAAGGUUGAUCAAUUUUUUAAUACUUCCAAGAGAGAAAACUAUCUGUGUAUACACAUAAAAUAUAUAUAUAUGUAUGAUAAUAAAUACUGGAACUCUGCUUUCC
Neomonachus schauinslandi (Hawaiian monk seal) is the source of this 3545-nucleotide messenger RNA. RefSeq names its product RAB11 family interacting protein 3 (gene RAB11FIP3). Bases 102 to 2216 code for a protein of 704 amino acids. Gene Ontology annotation, cellular component: cleavage furrow; endocytic vesicle; recycling endosome membrane. NCBI's taxonomy places the organism in Eukaryota, Metazoa, Chordata, Mammalia, Carnivora, Phocidae. Gene Ontology annotation, biological process: regulation of cytokinesis; endocytic recycling. The record is from RefSeq and is a predicted model, not a curated record. Gene Ontology annotation, molecular function: calcium ion binding. The transcript is spliced from 15 exons.